GACCUGUUGCCAGGACCAGUGACCCUGGUGAUGGAACGCUCAGAAGAGCUCAACAAGGACCUGAACCCCUUCACUCCCGCGUCCGGAUUCCCGACCAUGCCUUCAUGCAGGAUUUGGCCCAGGUGUUUGGGGGACCACUUGCCCUCACCAGCGCCAACCUCAGCUCCCAGGCCAGCUCUCUGAAUGUCCAGGAAUUUGAGGACCUCUGGCCUCACUUGUCUUUGGUCAUUGAUGGGGGACCAAUUGGGGAUGGCCAGAGCCCUGAGUGCCGAUUAGGGUCAACGGUCGUUGACUUGUCUGUGCCUGGAAAGUUUGGCAUCAUUCGUCCGGGUUGCGCCCUGGAAAGUACUACAGUCAUCCUCCAGAAGUAUGGGCUGCUUCCCUCACACAGAUCCUGCUCGUGAAACUCCGGAAGAGGGAGGGCCCAAGGACGGGUGCUGGACACUAUGUGUCUGUCCGCUGGUGGCUGGCAAGGCCUCAUUUACAGAGGCCGCUGGGGCUACAGUGUUAACGAGUCUGACCUUUUAAGGCAAAGUUUCUUUCUGAACACUGUCAACCAGGCCUCAGAAGCUACUGAUUAAGCCUCACACAUCACUGAGGAGGUUAUUUAUCUAUAAUUUCAUAUUAUCAGCUAAAAGCUGAAUGGAGAUUUUAAGAACAUUCCUAGUAUGGCCUUGUUUCUUGUUUCUUCAGAUUUUUGAAAAAUAAAUAACAGAUUUGGAA
Molecule: messenger RNA, 723 nt
Organism: Phacochoerus africanus (Common warthog)
Lineage: Eukaryota; Metazoa; Chordata; Mammalia; Artiodactyla; Suidae
Gene: YRDC
Product: yrdC N6-threonylcarbamoyltransferase domain containing
Exons: 4
Coding region: 105-404 (99 amino acids)
Biological process (GO): regulation of translational fidelity
Cellular component (GO): cytoplasm
Molecular function (GO): double-stranded RNA binding; nucleotidyltransferase activity; tRNA binding
Source: RefSeq, a predicted model, not a curated record